This is a messenger RNA of Meleagris gallopavo (turkey), 1526 nucleotides long. RefSeq names its product CUGBP Elav-like family member 6 (gene CELF6). Gene Ontology annotation, molecular function: RNA binding. Lineage: Eukaryota; Metazoa; Chordata; Aves; Galliformes; Phasianidae. The record is from RefSeq and is a predicted model, not a curated record.
UGAACGGGCUGAGCCACCCGCCCGGCGCCAUCGCCAUGAAGGACCACGACGCCAUCAAGCUCUUCGUGGGGCAGAUCCCGCGCAACCUGGAGGAGAGCGACCUCAAGCCGCUCUUCGAGGAGUUCGGCCGCAUCUACGAGCUCACCGUGCUGAAGGACCGCUUCACCGGCAUGCACAAAGGCUGUGCCUUUCUCACCUACUGCGCCCGUGACUCGGCCCUGAAGGCACAGAGUGCUCUGCAUGAGCAGAAGACACUGCCAGGGAUGAACCGCCCCAUACAGGUGAAGCCGGCGGACAGCGAGGGACGAGGAGAAGACAGGAAGCUCUUUGUGGGCAUGCUGGGGAAGCAGCAGAGCGAGGAUGAUGUCCGGCGCCUCUUUGAACCCUUCGGACAGAUCGAGGAAUGCACCAUCCUGCGUGGGCCCGAUGGGGCGAGCAAAGGUUGUGCCUUUGUGAAGUACAGCAGCCAUGCCGAGGCACAAGCCGCCAUCAGCAGCCUGCACGGCAGCCAGACCAUGCCGGGCGCCUCAUCCAGCCUGGUGGUGAAGUUUGCGGACACGGACAAGGAGAGGACCCUGCGGCGGAUGCACCAGAUGGCGGGGCAGCUGGGCAUUUUCAACCCCAUGACCAUCCAGUUUGGCGCCUACGGGGCCUACACACAGGCGAUCAUGCAGCAGCAGGCGGCCCUGAUGGCAGCGGCGCAGGGGACCUGCCUGAACCCCAUGGCCGCCAUUGCUGCUGCCCAGAUGCAGCAGAUGGCCGCCUUCAACGUCAGCGGGCUGGUGGCCGCUCCCCUCACCCCCUCUUCAGGUACCAGCACCCCGCCUGGCAUCAGCACGGCGCCCGUGCCCAGCAUCGCCACACCUAUUGGCGUGAAUGGCUUCAGCCCGCUGCCGCCGCAGACUAACGGGCAGCCCACCUCCGAGACCAUCUACACCAACGGCAUCCACCCCUACCCAGCUCAAAGCCCCACAGUGGCAGAUCCCCUCCAGCAAGCCUACGCGGGCAUGCAGCACUAUGCAGCAGCAUAUCCCACUGCCUACGCACCCAUCAGCCAAGCCUUCCCCCAGCAAGCGCCCAUCAUCCCGCAGCAGCAGCGAGAAGGUCCCGAGGGCUGUAACCUGUUUAUUUAUCACCUGCCCCAGGAGUUCGGGGAUGCGGAGCUCACACAGAUGUUCUUGCCUUUUGGCAAUGUCAUCUCUGCCAAAGUUUUUGUGGAUCGUGCCACCAACCAGAGCAAGUGCUUUGGUUUCGUCAGUUUUGACAAUCCGACCAGCGCUCAGGCAGCCAUUCAGGCCAUGAACGGCUUCCAGAUCGGCAUGAAAAGGCUAAAAGUCCAGCUAAAGCGGCCGAAAGAUGCCAACAGACCCUACUGACCCCUGACACCCUGGCCCUGCAGAGAGGUCGGGCGUCCCGCGGUGUCUGCCGACUUCCCCCUUCCCCAAGUGCAGUAUCCAAACCCGUAACUCUCUUUCUUUGCAACAUAUCCCGGAGGAGGAGGAAGGAGAAGAGGAAGACUUGAUGGA